AACCAGAACCAUGCAGCCUGCCGCAGCGAAGUUUGACACAAGCAGCCUGCUGCUGGCUCUGAGUCGGUACACCUCAGCUGUCAGUGACAUGGAGAAGACCAUUCUCUUGCCGAGUCUGCUGCGAGAUGUGCCCUCUGAUGAUGUAUGGGACUGUGAAGCAACACAGACCUUUAGGGACCUGCAUGGGAGCUACCUGAUGCUCAAAGCCAUAAGAAACACAGUGGAGAGUAGCCCGGUUCCCCUCGAUGACCACAACAUCAACACAGCACUUAACAAGACCCUGGAGCCUCUCUUGGACACAGAUCCUGAAGUCCUCUUCCACUUCCACCUGAGGGGACUGUUUUCUGUGAUGAGUGACCUCACCAAGAAGACUCAGAGCCUUACUAAGAAAUACAAGGACAUCAUUGGAGUGGCAAAUUAGAAGCAUGAACGAUGUGCAGACCUCAAGCAACUCAUCUCAACUCAGUAAAAGUGAUGUACAUGCACAUCUCUAAAAUCUGAACUGUUUACAUCCAAUAACCCCGUAUUUCUAACUUAACAAAUAUGAAAUAAAUGUGCACU
Monopterus albus (swamp eel) is the source of this 561-nucleotide messenger RNA. RefSeq names its product thyroid hormone responsive (gene thrsp). Bases 11 to 421 code for a protein of 136 amino acids. The transcript has a single exon. Gene Ontology annotation, cellular component: cytosol. Lineage: Eukaryota; Metazoa; Chordata; Actinopteri; Synbranchiformes; Synbranchidae. The record is from RefSeq and is a predicted model, not a curated record. Gene Ontology annotation, biological process: regulation of lipid biosynthetic process.